Molecule: messenger RNA, 391 nt
Organism: Aspergillus fijiensis CBS 313.89
Lineage: Eukaryota; Fungi; Ascomycota; Eurotiomycetes; Eurotiales; Aspergillaceae
Exons: 1
Coding region: 10-309 (99 amino acids)
Source: RefSeq, a predicted model, not a curated record
CCAUCCCUCAUGCUUAGCGGCAGCCACGGUUGGCGCCGAUUGUUUCAGCCCGUGACUGGACAAGCCGGGGCAGCUUUCCUGGGUGGAUCGGGGAUCACGCAGGCGGCAGCAGACAGAUUUUCGAUUUCCAGUGCGAGGGGAGACCUUCUGGCUGGUCACGACCCAGGCAACGGAAUACAGUGUCUUACACGGCCGGAAUUCUUCAUCGAAGUGGCCGAGAAUAAAGAACGUGAGGAUGAUGAGGGUGAUGGAGAUGAGAUGAUGAUCAUGAAGAACCGCAAAACUUCAAACUUCGGACGGAAACAAUAGCAAACAAAACCAAAAGACGUAAACUCAAUUUACCUGAUCUUUCAACGUAACUGGAACUGUCGCACGCACUGUUUGAUGAACG